Pundamilia nyererei is the source of this 2901-nucleotide messenger RNA. RefSeq names its product proprotein convertase subtilisin/kexin type 9 (gene pcsk9). The transcript has 12 exons. Gene Ontology annotation, molecular function: serine-type endopeptidase activity. Bases 157 to 2166 code for a protein of 669 amino acids. The record is from RefSeq and is a predicted model, not a curated record. NCBI's taxonomy places the organism in Eukaryota, Metazoa, Chordata, Actinopteri, Cichliformes, Cichlidae. Gene Ontology annotation, biological process: proteolysis.
GAGGCGUUAUCUUAACUGCCAGACACAGAGGGCACGCGGCUGUUGGAGACUUAUCAUCAGGAUAAGUCAGACUGAAAUAAAAAAUAAAAACAUCAGUGGUGUAAUUUAAUAGCUCUCUUUAUCAUUUUACUGGGAACAGUUCAAGAGGUGUGAAGAAUGCGUUGCACCUCAGCCUGGAUUGGCUGGGCUUUAUGUUUGUGCGCAUCUCUGGCCGUGCGCGCACAGGACUACACCGAGGACGACGGGAUGAUCCUGGACCUGGUCGGCGAGGACAGGACUGAUCCUGAAACCGGAACCGACCCGGCAGCCGAGUUCAUCAGGUGCAACAAGGUAGCCUGGCGCAUUCCCGGACAGUACAUAGUUGUAUUGCGUCAGGGGACGCACGAGUCUCAACUCCAGAGGACCAUCAGGAGGCUGCGAAGUAAAGCAGCCAGGAGAGGAUACCUGGUGGAGAUCCUGCAGACCUACUCAGGAGCACUGCGUGGCUUUCUGGUCAAACUGAGUAGUGACGUCCUUCACCUGGUGGCGAAGCUCCCUCACGUGCACUACAUAGAGGAGGACUCAUCCAUCUUUGCUCAGAGCGCCCCCUGGAACCUGCAGAGGUUACUGCACCCUUACGGUGGUUUCUCCGAAAAUGGAACAUACAGACCUCCAAAUGAUGGAGGGAGGACGCAGGUGUAUCUGAUGGAUGGCAGUGUGCAGAGUUCUCACAGAGAGGUUGAAGGACGGGUACUCAUCACAGACUUCAAUAACGCCCCUGAAGAGGAUGGAGUCAGAGUUCACAGACAGGCCAGUCAGUGUGACAGUCAUGGUACACACGUGGCAGGUAUUGUGAGUGGAUCAGAUUCAGGUGUUGCUCGAGGGGCUGCUGUUAACCUAGUGCGUGUGCUCAACUGUCAGGGUAAAGGGACCGUCUCAGGAGCUCUGGCAGGAAUGGAAUACAUUCGAGCCACUUUACUGGCCCGCCCAGUGGAUGCAGUAGUCGUGUUGCUUCCUUUUGCUGGUGGCCUCAGCCGUUCAUUAAACACAGCCUGUCGAGACAUGGUGGCUAACAGCGCUGUGGUCAUCGCCGCAGCAGGCAACUACAGAGAUGAUGCCUGUCUCUACUCACCUGCUUCAGAGCCUGAGGUCAUCACAGUGGGGGCAGUUAACUCAAUGGACCAGCUCAUGUCACAGGGAGCAGGUGGUACCAACUUCGGCCGCUGCGUUGAUUUGUUUGCACCCGGCGACGACAUCAUUAGUGCCAGUAGUGACUGCAGCACCUGCUUCACCUCCCGCAGUGGAACCUCACAGGCUGCUGCACACGCUGCAGGUGUCGUAGCAGUGAUCCUGUCGUCCAGUCAGAUUGCAUCACCAGUGCACGUCCUCCAUAUGAUGUUGCAUUACUCCAUCAGCAACACUAUCGACUUCCUAUCUCUGUCCGAAAGCCAUCGGCUCACCACGCCAAACCUGGUAGCAGCCAUGCCUCCGGUUAUUAAAACGUCACCAAAUGGGGAGCUACUGUGUCGGUCAGUGUGGUCAGAGAGGUCAGGAGUCGCGAGCACCGACAGGGUCAUCAGCCGCUGUCGUCAAGGGGAGGAAAUGAUGGGCUGCAGCAGUUAUGCUCCUGAAGGCGUCCGUGUGGGGGAAACCAUCACUAUGAACAGCGGACACAUGGAGUGUAUUGCCCAUAAUGGUCCAGCAGGUAAAGGUGUGUAUGCUGUGGCCCGCUGUUGUGUGAUAAGCGGUCUGCAGUGCCAGGUCCAUGCUAGUCCUGAGCAAGGACAAGCUGCUCAGUGCGUCGGCCCCCAGCACCACCUGACCGGGUGUACAUCGAUGUCCACAGCUGAGAUCUCAUCUGAUCCGCAUCCACGUCACAGCCAGGGGAAGCGCUGCACGGUGAAAGAGGGGGUCACAUCACACGCGAUAUGCUGCCAUGCUGCAUCUCUCGAGUGCAACCUGUUGGAAAACAUAUCAGCUGACAAAGAUCAGGUUGAGGUUUCCUGUCCUUCCGGCUGGACUCUGACAGACUGCAGUUUCGUCUCUCGGGGCUCUGCUAUCUUGGGGCCAGUUGCCAAGGGAAACAGUUGCCAUGUCUAUGGUGUCACGGGAGUGGAUGGAGCAGCGGGUGCUGCCGUCUGCUGUCGUGUCGCACCACCAGAGCAGCAAGCUGCAACACCUCACUGAUCCGGUUUCACCUCACUUUGGUUUCUAACAUCAUUGAAACAGCUUUGACGUUGCAAUUUUUUUGUCUUUGGUCAGUUUUAAACCCCCUUACACUUUUCUGAGAAACCUCAACAUCCUUAAUAUUCACUUAAAGCACUUCUGUAAAGCUGUUUGUGUGUGUUUUAGUUUUAGGAUUACGCCAGAUUAUGCUCCAGUGCACAUAUUAUAUGUGACUUGACAACCUGUAAGCUAUUUUUGUAUCUUUUUACAAAACAGUUAUAAUAAAAAGAGCUUUCACAAACAUACGGUUUGGAUAAUAGUGUAGUAUUUACCGGGUAUACCAUCCGCAUGCUGUUUAGAAGUUAAUAAACUGAACAAAUGAAAUCAAAAUGUUAAGCUCUGGUGUCAGCCAUGUGUGUUUUAGAGUGGAAAAACAUGAUGAUGUGCACCACAGGUUGUCACAGUUAGCAUGUGUUAUGUAUGCACUGAUUUCCUGACAUUCCUCAGUCUUGUGCAGCACAGCUGCAGGUAAUCAGCCUGCUUGAUUAACAAGUCAGGUACCUUUUGCUCAUUUUGUGAAACAGUAGGUGGAAACAAAAUGAGGUAAAUGGCUAACAGUAGGGACACCAGUUAAACAAAUUUCAUGUCUACCCAGAGUGUUAUUGUGACAGUGGCUUUUAUGGCUCCACAGUUAGAGACUUAGUUCUGAUACACAGGUGGGUGACGUCAGUGUGAACAAGAGCAAAAGGAAGCAUA